This is a messenger RNA of Heterocephalus glaber (naked mole-rat), 2659 nucleotides long. The record is from RefSeq and is a predicted model, not a curated record. NCBI's taxonomy places the organism in Eukaryota, Metazoa, Chordata, Mammalia, Rodentia, Bathyergidae.
GGAGCGGUAGGAGGUCGCGGAGCUGACGUCAUCGCCGUGCGCUGCCACGUCUUCUCAGCUCCGUGGUAAUGGUGGCUGAGGAUGAAUGCUGACGGGGCCAGGCUCUGCCUUUAUCUUUAGCUGUGGCUCUGGCACUAAAUUGGGGUCAGGGUCUGGGUUUGGCAGUCUGAAGCCUGCACACUUCUCAACUCCUCAAGUGGGAACAGUCUGUGUGGAAGCAGCUGGUUUGGAGCACUUUACCGGGAGGAGGGAAUUUCUUGCCUGGGGUCCUGUCUAAAGCCGCCUCCUCUUAGGGAUCCCGCCCCACGGGCCGGACCUCCUCCAUGCAGUUGAAACAGCUUCACAACCAUUAACCUGGGUUGCAACUACAGGUGGCACUGGAAGCAGACUGGUUCCUGGACAUGCCCGGUGGAAGGAGGGGCCCUAGUCGGCAGCAGCUAAGCCGUUCAGCUUUACCUUCUUUACAGACUUUGGUUGGUGGGGGUUGUGGCAAUGGAACAGGCUUGAGAAACAGGAAUGGUAGCGCUAUUGGUGUUCCAGUCCCGCCUAUCACAGCCUUAAUCACCCCAGGUCCUGUUCGUCAUUGCCAAAUUCCUGACUUGCCUAUGGAUGGGAGCCUGCUCUUUGAAUUUCUGUUUUUCAUCUACCUAUUGGUUGCUCUGUUCAUUCAGUACAUUAACAUCUAUAAAACUGUAUGGUGGUAUCCCUACAAUCACCCUGCAUCUUGUACUUCACUGAAUUUUCACCUCAUUGAUUAUCACUUGGCAGCGUUCAUCACAGUGAUGCUGGCGAGGAGGCUUGUCUGGGCUCUCAUCUCAGAGGCCACUAAGGCGGGUGCAGCGUCCAUGAUUCACUACAUGGUUCUGAUAUCAGCUCGCUUGGUGCUGCUUACUUUGUGUGGAUGGGUGCUUUGCUGGACCCUUGUCAAUCUCUUUCGAAGCCAUUCAGUCCUCAAUCUCCUCUUCCUUGGCUACCCGUUUGGUGUUUAUGUUCCUCUCUGCUGUUUCCACCAAGAUAGCAGAGCUCAUCUUCUUCUCACCGACUAUAACUAUGUGGUUCAGCACCAGGUUGUAGAGGAAAGUGCCUCAACUGUGGGUGGCUUGGCCAAAUCUAAAGACUUCCUCUCCUUAUUAUUGGAGUCUCUAAAAGAACAGUUUAAUAAUGCCACGCCCAUCCCCACACACAGCUGCCCCCUGUCUCCAGACCUUAUCCGUAAUGAAGUAGAAUGUCUGAAAGCAGAUUUCAACCACAGAAUCAAAGAAGUUCUCUUCAACUCUCUCUUCAGUGCCUACUAUGUUGCGUUUCUCCCCUUGUGUUUUGUGAAGAGCACCCAGUACUAUGACAUGCGCUGGUCAUGUGAGCACCUUAUCAUGGUGUGGAUCAAUGCUUUUGUCAUGCUAACCACACAACUACUGCCAUCCAAAUACUGUGACUUGCUCCAUAAAUCAGCUGCACACCUGGGCAAGUGGCAGAAGCUGGAACAUGGGUCCUACAGCAAUGCUCCACAGCACAUAUUAGCACAGGCCUUCAAGCCCAGGAACUGAGAGAGAUUGGGCCAGGCUGAACAGAAACCUGACUGUGGGCAAGGACAGAUUUCAGUAAAAAUUGAAAAUACAAUCCACAGUACUAGUACUGUACAUCUGCAGGCUCCUGAUGGCACAUGGCCAUGAGGUGCAUCAUCACUUAAUGCUGGUAAGUGUGAGCAAGGCCGGCGGAACAUUUUCUCCACUGGGAAAGCUUCAGGGUGCUAGAAUAUAUAUUUUUAACAUAUUUAAACUGCUGUCCCAGUUCUUACCCUAGGAAACUAACCUUCCCAAAAUCAGGAAGAAAAGAAUUAAUUUAAUCAUUUUUUUUAAAAAAAGCUUAACCUGAAGAUCCCCAUCCCCACCCUGACUCCAUUACAAUGAUGCUGGAAAAAAUGAAGCUAUUUCUUCCCUAACUUCUUUUCCCUAGAGAAAUAAACCAAGAAAGUGGUAAAAAGAAAAGUCUGUGUCAGUACCUUGUGUGUCUGUGUGUUCUACUUAUAGAGCUUCCCAAAUCUGUGAGGUAUUUGAAUUGUUAAGCAAACUGAUAUUCUUUAGCUUUGGGGGAUGUAGUUCUGUAGUAAAAGUCAUGCUAGUUGACAGUGUGUUAAUUUCUCUUCUACUCUUACUGGCAUCAGCUUCCUCUUCUUAUUUUUUCUAUCAUUUCUGUCAGUAGAUUCUGCUUACUUGGGAUGGAGAUGACAGUCUGCCUGCUUACAUUGUUUUCCUGCCCAUAGAUGCCUUAAACAUAUGUCCGCUUAUUCUCCUAAGCUUUCUAAAUUCUUUGACAUUAACCUUAUCACUUUGCAAUCUGUCUGUACACUAUAGCAAUGAAGUUACCCUAACAAAUCCAUUCUAACUCCUAUUUUGACCAUGAAAUUACUAUUUUUUCAGAAUUCAGACAGAUGAAGCCUUGAAUAGUUAUAAUCCCUUCCAUUAAAAUAUAACUGGCCUUGCCAGACACUAUCUUGUCUGUAAUUGUCAAUGCGCUAACAUUGCCUUUCUUUCUCCCUUAGUUGGUCAGAAAAUACAAUAUGGCCUCAAGGGGUGCUGGUGCGGCACAGCAGAUGUUUAUAUAGAGCCAUGGGGCCUUACAACGUGGCAGUGCCUUCAGAUGUGUCCCAUGCCCGCUUUUA